UCAGCAGGCAGGAGGGAGGGGCAAAGCCUAUGUAAAGUGUUUGGCAAGGGCUUGCAGCCUCUCCUUGACCACAGUGACUGGGAAGGGACCGCACAUGGCCACCUACCUGGAGCUGCCCACCCGUGCGAGGAUGCCCAUCCUGGGACUGGGGACCUGGCAGUCUCUCCAGGGAACAGCCAGAGAUGCAGUGAAGUUUGCCAUCGAUGUUGGGUACUGCCACUUUGAUUGUGCUUACCUCUACCAGAACGAGAGUGAGAUUGGGGAUGCAGUACGGGAAAAAAUCAAGGAGGGGGUUGUGAGGCGAGAAGACCUCUUUAUUGUCAGUAAGCUGUGGUCCACCUUCCAUGAGAGAUCCCUGGUGAAGGAGGCAUGCCAGAAGACAAUUGCUGCCCUCCAAAUGGAUUAUUUGGAUCUCUACCUGAUGCACUGGCCCAUGGGAUUCAAGGCAGGAGAGGAGCUGUUUCCUGCAGAUGGAAAUGGCAUGAUCAUUCCCAGCGAUACAGAUUUUCUGGAUACAUGGGAGGCUAUGGAAGAGCUGGUGGAUGCAGGAAUGGUGAAGGCGAUUGGAGUCUCCAACUUCAACUGCAAACAGAUAGAUCAGCUUCUGAGCAAACCCGGCUUAAGACACAAACCUGCAAAUAAUCAGAUUGAGAGCCACCCCUAUCUUCCUCAGGAAGAGCUGAUCAAGUUUUGCCAGUCCAAGGGCAUCUCUGUCACUGCAUAUUGUCCCCUUGGGGCACCCAACUGGCCAUGGUCCAAGCCUGAGGAUAUUUCCCUUUUUGAUGAUCCCCAAAUUAAGGAAAUUGCACUCAAGUACAACAAAACCCCAGCUCAGGUGCUUAUCCGCCUCCAGAUUCAAAGAAAUGUGAGUGUAAUUCCCAAAUCUGUCACUCCACACCGCAUUGAAGAAAAUUUUAAGGUGUUUGACUUUGAAUUGGCUGAAGAGGAGAUGGGAACCUUACUGGCUUUCAAGAAGCAGUAUCGCAUUUGUACUUUAAAUGAAUGCAAAAAUCACAAGGACUAUCCUUUUUUGGGAGAGUAACAUAGGCACCACCAUCAGAUCCUCCAGGGACAGGACCAUAUAUCAUUAUUUCAAGCAAUUUGUAAUAUUUCAUGUGUAUUAAACCACAAUAUAAGUGGAAUAUGCAUUACAAGAUAGGAG
Messenger RNA from Pezoporus flaviventris, 1162 nucleotides. RefSeq names its product aldo-keto reductase family 1 member B1-like. Lineage: Eukaryota; Metazoa; Chordata; Aves; Psittaciformes; Psittacidae. Gene Ontology annotation, cellular component: cytosol. The transcript has 10 exons. The record is from RefSeq and is a predicted model, not a curated record. Bases 95 to 1042 code for a protein of 315 amino acids. Gene Ontology annotation, molecular function: aldose reductase (NADPH) activity.